Messenger RNA from Propithecus coquereli (Coquerel's sifaka), 1721 nucleotides. Its product is annotated as heat shock protein HSP 90-beta-like. Gene Ontology annotation, cellular component: perinuclear region of cytoplasm; plasma membrane; protein-containing complex. The transcript has 4 exons. The record is from RefSeq and is a predicted model, not a curated record. Gene Ontology annotation, molecular function: ATP hydrolysis activity; ATP-dependent protein folding chaperone; ATP binding. Lineage: Eukaryota; Metazoa; Chordata; Mammalia; Primates; Indriidae. Gene Ontology annotation, biological process: protein folding; cellular response to heat; protein stabilization. The annotation marks the transcript as partial.
GACAAAAUUCGUUAUGAGAGCCUGACAGACCCUUCCAAGUUGGACAGUGGUAAAGAGUUGAAAAUUGACAUCAUCCCCAACCCUCAGGAACGCACUCUGACUUUGGUGGACACAGGCAUAGGCAUGACCAAGGCUGAUCUCAUAAAUAAUUUGGGAACCAUUGCCAAGUCUGGUACUAAAGCAUUUAUGGAGGCUCUACAGGCUGGUGCAGACAUCUCCAUGAUUGGGCAGUUUGGUGUUGGCUUUUAUUCUGCCUACCUGGUGGCAGAGAAAGUGGUUGUGAUCACAAAGCACAACGAUGAUGAACAGUGUGCCUGGGAAUCUUCUGCUGGGGGUUCCUUCACUGUACGUGCUGACCAUGGUGAGCCCAUUGGCAGGGGUACCAAAGUUAUCCUUCACCUUAAAGAAGAUCAGACAGAGUACUUAGAGGAGAGGCGGGUCAAAGAAGUAGUGAAGAAGCACUCACAGUUCAUAGGCUAUCCCAUCACCCUUUAUUUGGAGAAGGAACGAGAGAAAGAAAUCAGUGAUGAUGAAGCAGAAGAGGAGAAAGGUGAGAAAGAAGAGGAAGAUAAAGAUGAUGAAGAGAAGCCCAAGAUUGAAGAUGUGGGUUCAGAUGAGGAAGAUGACAGCAGUAAGGAUAAGAAAAAGAAAACCAAGAAGAUUAAAGAGAAAUACAUUGAUCAGGAAGAGCUAAACAAGACCAAGCCCAUUUGGACCAGAAACCCUGAUGACAUCACCCAGGAGGAGUAUGGAGAAUUUUACAAGAGCCUCACCAAUGACUGGGAAGACCACCUAGCAGUCAAGCACUUCUCUGUAGAAGGUCAGUUGGAAUUCAGGGCAUUGUUGUUCAUCCCUCGUCGGGCUCCCUUUGACCUCUUUGAGAACAAGAAGAAAAAGAACAACAUCAAACUCUAUGUCCGUCGUGUAUUCAUCAUGGACAGCUGCGAUGAAUUGAUACCAGAGUAUCUCAACUUCAUCCGUGGUGUGGUUGACUCGGAGGAUCUUCCUCUGAACAUCUCCCGAGAAAUGCUUCAGCAGAGCAAAAUCUUGAAAGUCAUUCGCAAAAACAUUGUUAAGAAGUGCCUUGAGCUCUUCUCUGAGUUGGCGGAAGACAAGGAAAACUACAAGAAAUUCUAUGAGGCGUUCUCUAAGAACCUGAAGCUUGGAAUACAUGAGGACUCCACUAACCGGCGACGCCUGUCUGAGCUGCUGCGCUAUCAUACGUCCCAGUCUGGAGAUGAGAUGACUUCUCUGUCAGAAUACGUCUCUCGAAUGAAGGAAACACAGAAGUCCAUCUACUACAUCACUGGUGAGAGCAAAGAGCAGGUGGCCAACUCUGCUUUUGUGGAGCGAGUGCGGAAGCGGGGUUUUGAGGUGGUGUAUAUGACUGAGCCCAUUGAUGAGUACUGCGUGCAGCAGCUCAAGGAGUUUGAUGGGAAGAGCCUGGUCUCAGUUACCAAGGAGGGCCUGGAGCUACCUGAGGAUGAGGAGGAGAAGAAGAAGAUGGAGGAGAGUAAGGCAAAGUUUGAGAAUCUCUGCAAGCUCAUGAAGGAAAUCUUGGAUAAGAAGGUUGAGAAGGUAAGCAGCUCUGGGACUAGGAUGUAUUUUGAAUACUUCGGGACAGCCUCCCUUGGGAUCCCAUGUUGCUACUACACAGUGGUUGAGGCAUCCUAUUUUGUUUUUGUUUUGAGACAGAGUCUCACUCUUUUCCCCGGGCUAGA